AUGGCCUACUCAGGCUUCACCAACGGCUAUCCGCCAGCGUCAUCAUCACGCAUGCCUUUCGGGAGCCUCGACGGCAACUCUGACGCUCCGCCAAGCGGCAUGACUGGCGAUCCGCAGUUCGACAUCUUCGAGUGGCACCCGGCAUACCAGAGCUGCCAGCGAUUCUUUCUUGACCACGCACAACACGAUGGCAGCGUGCAGGCAGUCUGCGCACUCGUCAACAUCUGCCUGCCAUUUCAAUGGAGUCCGCAGCCUCUAUACAGCGCAUCGGGCACCCCACCCCACGCCGCUGGUCCAGGCGCAUUUGGUCUGGCGUACCCGCGACAUAGCGCCGUGCCAAACGCGCGGCAGGGCAUGAUCAAUUGGGUCUCGCUGGUGCCGUUCAUACGUCGCUUAGUGGUGACUGGAUUCGACAAGGAGGGCAUAUUACACGGGUUCUUCGGAGACGACUGGAGGAAGGGCAUUGGCCCAAUACAAGAGUGCGAGAGGCGCAACUACCUGUUCGCCGCUAAGAGCGCUGGCUGGGCAAAGGUCAAAUACCAAUACGAUAUGUCUCCGCACGAGACCGUGCCGUUCUUGCGACCGCUACAGAAUGUGCAGCUGGCCGAGAUUGAGGGUGCAGAGAAGAACUGGAGCCAGUGGCUAGCGAUGGAGGAUUGGAUGGUCGGACCUCGCGCACCUGACCUGCUGGGCGACCUGCCCGACGGCGUCCCUGAGCAAAGGGAGCGUCCUCAGCGCGAUUGA
Molecule: messenger RNA, 744 nt
Organism: Coniosporium apollinis CBS 100218
Lineage: Eukaryota; Fungi; Ascomycota; Dothideomycetes
Exons: 1
Coding region: 1-744 (247 amino acids)
Source: RefSeq, a predicted model, not a curated record